This is a messenger RNA of Phlebotomus argentipes, 649 nucleotides long. Its product is annotated as protein C19orf12 homolog. The transcript has 3 exons. Bases 217 to 639 code for a protein of 140 amino acids. The record is from RefSeq and is a predicted model, not a curated record. Lineage: Eukaryota; Metazoa; Arthropoda; Insecta; Diptera; Psychodidae.
GGGCUUCAAUAUGGCAACACGAGUGUCAUAUAUAUUUAUGUUUGUGCAUCUUUAGUUCUUAUCUCUUGCCCUUUUCUCGAUGUUUCCUCAGUGAUUCCCCGUCCAGUGGAUUCUCACGAUAUGCCGUAAAGAGUUGGGCUGAGCUGGGAAAAUCGUUCAAUCUAGUUUGAGUUCGUGUCACGCGUUAGCAAGAUAAAUACCGAAAGGAGGCGCGAAAUGGUGAUUCACACGCAAGAGCUUCUGGAAGCAGCGGCGGAGCUCGCUGACCAGCAGAAUAUAAGGGCGACUGUCAAGGGGAGCGCCAAGGGGGCGCUCGUGUGCGGCGCGGGAGCCUUCAUUGGUGGGAUUCUGGGCGGCCCUGUUGGCCUGGCCGUGGGAGGAACGGCCGGAGCCUGCACGGCGGCCUACAUGAGUCGGGACAAAUUCCGGCCCGUAAGCCAUAUCAUAAUGCAUGACAUGACAUCGAGGCAGCGCCAGGAACUCGUUGAUCAUCUCCGGGCGGCCAUCAAGGACAUCGAUGCCGGAGAUGCCAUGAUCGCUGUCUCUCUGUUGAUGGGGAAUCCCAACAUUCAGAAGACGAUUCUGCAAACGGUGGUGCGAUACCUCACAAAUCAGAUGCACUUGCAAAUCGUGGACUGAUUUUAGUUAC